UGGCUUCGGUGUCUUUCAGUGUAUAUUUUGUCAACACCUCAACGUCUGGAGUGAGCAUCUGCUUUACCCACUCUCUGGUCAAUAGACAAACAUGGAGCGAAGAAGUAGCAUUCGGAGAAAUGCCAUGGAUAGACAACACAAGGCUGAAGUUAUGAUUGCUGGAGAACAACUCAGGUUGAGGCUUCACGAUGGAAAACUGAUCAAGGAGAGACGCUACCAUCUCAGAACAUAUCCAAAUUGCUUCGUAGCGCAGGAGCUCAUAGCUUGGCUCGUGAGCCAUAAGGAGGCCCCGGAUCGGGCCACUGCCGUUUGUCUGAUGCAGCACCUCAUGGACCAGGACAUUGUUCACCAUGUUUGUGAUAAGAGGUCAGAGUUCAAGGACGCCAAACUGCUGUACCGUUUCCGCAAAGAUGACGGCACAUCCCCCUUCAAUACAGAAGUGAAAAUCUUUAUGAGAGGACAACGACUGUAUGAACACCUCAUAGGGGACAAGCAGUCAAUUCUGCAGCUGAGAGAGGAGCUCGGUGUUGCCUAUCAGCGCUCUUUUCCUGGUUGCCAGCUCAUUGAUUGGUUACUUCAAAAUGGAGAGGCAGAGAGCCGGCGCCGCGGCCUUGAGUUGUGCCGUGCUUUACAAGAGCAUGGCAUCAUUCAGCACGUGGCCAAAAAACACGAUUUCUUUGACAGUGGACUGCUCUAUCAGUUCUGCAUCAAUUUCCGCCGCAGACGACGCCUGUCGGAGCUGCUGAAUGAGAGUGAGCAAGAUGAUGAUGAAGGCACAGUGGUGUCAACGCAUGAAGACAGCCACCCCGAGAGUCCAUUUGUUCUGCGCAAAAAACAACCCCAGGAGGCAGAAGGCGCUUUUUCGUUAGUGGGAGCCAGUAAAGACCCGAAACAGGUGACUAGCGGGCGUCGAGGCAGCUUGAGUUCCCUUCAGCUUCACUCUGCUGGAUUUCCUCCUUUUGCCCCGCUGUCAUCAAACCCGGUCAUAAGAUGCAACCCUAAAUCUGUUCUUAAAAGACAUUUUACUUGUGAAGAGUUACUGGCACCAGGAGCGCCCUUCACAAAGAGAGUGUUGACGGUGGCCGGCGAUGCACUGGGCUGGGGCUUCGUGGUUCGGGGAGUGGCUCCUUGUUAUGUACAAGCUGUUGACCCUGGAAGCCCCGCAGCAGCUGCCGGAGUAAAGGUGCGGCAAUUUGUCUGUCAGUUGAAUGGACAGUGUGUACUCCCUUUGGACUACAGGACGUUGACCACAUUGGUGAUGACGGGACCUCGCAUUGUUGUCCUUGAAGUGAUGGAACCACUGGAAUAACGUUACGUGCCGGGAGCAUAGGGAUUUUCUAAUCAGACACGUCACUGAAUUGCAUCAUACCAGGUGCUUCUGAUAUUUUAACCUUCUCGUGGAGCUAAACGCACAAUAGCGCUAUAAAAGUACAGGAUGUUUAAGAAGUUCUUUGUGUAAUCGGAGCUAGUAGAAAUAGCUAAAUAUUUAGCUGCAAAAGUUUCCCAAUGACUGCUUACUUUAUGUUUUAUUUUAUUGCACAGGUCAAUAACAAAAACACUAGUGUUGUUAUUAUUGUUUUUUUUUUUUUAUUUUGGACUACAACAGAGUACCAAACGACAGGUGUGAAAGCAGCUUUGAAGGUUGAGCAAUUUACCAAAAUGCCAAUUGAUGCCAAUUUUAAGAUAAUGGUUAAGAAUGAAAACCUCAAGUAGAGUGCAAAAUAUAUCUUGUUUGCAUUUGCGGGUCAAAUUCUCCUACAUUAUGGGAGUGUUUCGAAUUAUUACUACUGAGGUGUAGAAUGGUGGGUGUCGUACAUCUGGCAACCUUACCGACUGUUGCCAAAUGGAAAAUGGCAAUUUAUCAUACGAGAAGCUUUAAAUGAUCGUAUUUUGAUGGAAAUUAUCGUACAUACAUGAUUUGACGUUGGUCGAGAAUAAAACUUUACCACAUGCCACAUAUACAAUAGUUUACAUACAGUUUUACCGAACAAAAAAGACCACUAUUGGAAAAUGCUGCCACUGGCAGAACAACGCCCCCUUCCGGCUGUGAGACACUUGAGGUAAUGCACAACAUUGGGCGCAGUGCAGAGUCGUGUAACCUGUUUGUUGUCGCUAAUAGCCACGUAUUUUAAACUGUUCUAAAUUAUCGUGGAUAAUUGUGUUUUGUGGAUUACAUAUACAGUACAUCCACUGGCUACCGCCAAGACUCUUCCUCUCUUUUUCCGCACUGGCUCUAAACCCAGCAAGCAAACGCCACUGCCCCCUACAGUUACACCGUGAAUUACAGUUCAAAACAUCUACAACACAAUAGUACCAUCGGAACAAUGUUUUUUUUACUUGCAUACUGUACAUAUUUCUGCUAUUUAGAAGUAUAAUCUAUCGUUUUGGUCAAAUUUACCAUUAUUGUUGUAUUAUUUAUAUUACAACAACAGCAACAUCUCCGUCGUGGCCAAUCACAACUAUUAGUAUAUCUUUGUAAAACAGUGAAACAAGGAUGGAGAUCUUUUGCACU
Doryrhamphus excisus (bluestripe pipefish) is the source of this 2512-nucleotide messenger RNA. Its product is annotated as DEP domain-containing mTOR-interacting protein. Gene Ontology annotation, molecular function: protein binding; GTPase activator activity; guanyl-nucleotide exchange factor activity. Gene Ontology annotation, cellular component: plasma membrane. Gene Ontology annotation, biological process: intracellular signal transduction; G protein-coupled receptor signaling pathway; positive regulation of GTPase activity. Lineage: Eukaryota; Metazoa; Chordata; Actinopteri; Syngnathiformes; Syngnathidae. The record is from RefSeq and is a predicted model, not a curated record.